Messenger RNA from Menidia menidia (Atlantic silverside), 831 nucleotides. Lineage: Eukaryota; Metazoa; Chordata; Actinopteri; Atheriniformes; Atherinopsidae. The record is from the annotation of a GenBank genome assembly.
AUGCCCGGGUUCACCUGUUGUGUCCCCGGCUGCUACAACAACUCGCACAGGGACCGGGACCUGCGCUUCUACACAUUUCCUAAGGACACCACGCUGAGGGAGCAGUGGCUGAGGAACAUCUCCCGGGCCGGGGUCAGCGGGUGCUUCAGCACCUUCCAGCCCACCACGGGACACCGGGUCUGCAGCGUGCACUUCGCAGGGGGUAGAAAAACCUACAGCGUCCGGGUGCCGUCCCUCUUCCCCCUGCGGGGCGUGAAUGAGCGCCGGAGCCGGCGGGGCAGAGGGAGGAAGGUGUCCUCCUCGGCCCCUGCCCACGCCGGUGUGCCGACCUCCAAGAUCAUCGCCACCAGCGUGCUGGGCAACACGGCCGGGGUGGCCGAGGCCGGUGUCGGCGGCGAGGCGGGCGACGACAACAUCACCGUGGUCCAGAUAGGUCAAAACGGGGAGUACCUGGGCACGGCCCGGCUGCCCCUCCAGUCGGAGGGGACUUGUCACACGGCACCGGGCGGCGUGGUGGAGAUCACGGCGGACGACUCCUCUCCGGAAACCGGGAGCUCCGCGCACCAGGCGGCCGUGCAGUAUGUCAGCGUGACCAGCAGCCCGCUGGACCACUCGUACUCUCUGACCACCGGUACGACUUCGGCCGAGCUGCUGCGGAAACUGAACGAGCAGCGGGACAUCAUUGCGCUCAUGGAGGUGAAGAUGAAGGAGAUGAAGGCCACCAUCCGCCAGCUCCGGGUGGCCGAAGCCAAGCUGCAAGAGGAGGUCCGGGAAAGAGACCGCCUGCUCUACGGCCACUCCAUGUCUCUUAACGUCCGGAAGAAAGUCUGA